AUGACUAUCCCUGAUGACUCCAUAGCUCCCUACGUCGAGGAUGCAGUCAUAGCCAAGAUGCCUGAGGCAAGCCGGAAGAUUCCCAACGGGAUCAUUGGCUACAUUGAUCGUGUUGAGGUAGCCAAAAAAUACUGGAGGCAAGGUAUUGCGAAGAAGCUCCUGCCGGAGUCCCUUGAGCAUGUUGAGGCAAGCACACCGAAGCUGGUAGCUAUGUAUUUGAUGGUCGAACGCACGAACCAGAAUGCCAUCGACCUGUAUGAGAAAACGGGAUUUGAAAAGAUAUUGGGUGAGUUUUAUCGUCUAGAUUCCCGGGGACUUGACAUGAAAUAA
This is a messenger RNA of Perkinsus marinus ATCC 50983, 330 nucleotides long. RefSeq lists its product as hypothetical. The transcript is spliced from 4 exons. Gene Ontology annotation, molecular function: acyltransferase activity, transferring groups other than amino-acyl groups. The record is from RefSeq and is a predicted model, not a curated record. NCBI's taxonomy places the organism in Eukaryota, Perkinsozoa, Perkinsida, Perkinsidae. Bases 1 to 330 code for a protein of 109 amino acids.